CAACAAUUAAAAAAAAAAAAAGAUUAAGAGGCGCCGUUGCAAAGGCAUUGCCUCGACCCAUAUCCAUAACCAUAACCAUAAGACGCCCAUAUGACUGUAGUACGCAGAAUAACAACACCAGUGUGAGAUAACUGACUGACUAAGGCUCUUGAAUGAGUCUAGUGUUUCCCUCAAAUCAAUUUUGUCACCAUUAAAUUUGGCUGAAUCAUCAAGGAUCUUAUGGAUAUUUAAUGUAUUUACCAAGGGUUAUACUUAUGGGCACUCAAAGGGAAUACGAGUGAUAUAACAGGAGUCUUAUCAGGAGCUCUAUAGUUUCUCAUCUCCAUUUGUCGUGUUCUCACAUGUUACAUAAAAUGCGACUGUAUCACGUGUAUCUUAUCGCUGUAGUUUCCACUCUGACGUUAUACUUCCAUAUUACAAGGCUUUUUCAAUUUACACGUAUACAUAGAAAAGAAAUAAUCCGAAUUUUAACGAUUUUCCUGUUUGUAUUGAUAGACUAAACUGCCAUACUGAUUGUUAUUUCACUAAUAUCCAGGCAGAUCAAGAACAGUUUCAACUGCUUGCUGGGAUAAGUGGCCACCGCCAUCACUUUCUCAGCAUACCCUGACUCAAGGUCCUUGGCCUGACUGAUGCCACGCCAGAAGAUUUAAGAAAAAAGCGACUCUGAGCCAGAAGAUCAGUCUAGCAGCAGGAGUCGGAGUUGGCAUUGUAGUACUAACAGCCAUGAUAGUACUAUUAAUUCUCGUUACUGUUGCUGUUUCAGCAUGUGAAGCCUAUACACCGGACGAUUUCAUCCACGCCCUAGGCGCUAGCCAUUUCGGAUACUGGGGACCAACGGAAGCCUGCCCUAAUGGAUCCUAUGCCUCUGCAUUCGAGAUAAAGCUUGAGCCUGCACAAGGCGCCUUCGAUGACGACACGAGCGUCAAUGCAAUCAGACUCCGGUGCUCGACCCCUGAUGGGGCAUUAGUUGGGGAAGUCACCUCUGACAGCAUGAACCGCGGAAGUUGGACCGGAGUGAAGGCCUGUCCACGGGGAUCGUUCCUCAAAGGGUAUCAGCUCAAGAGUGAGAGUGGUGGCCAUACUGACAACACUGCCGCCAACGCUCUUCGCAUGUGGUGUUCCGGAUCUGCCGAAGGACUGGAGGCCCCAGGGAACAAGUGGGGGUCGUGGUUGGAGCAUGUCAGCUGCAAGAAGGACAAGGUCAUCUGCGGCCUCAUGACGAGGGUGGAAGAGGACCAGGGCCUUCUUCUGGAUGACAGCGCCCUGAACGAUGUCAGGUUUCUUUGCUGUGACGCACCUCAGUAGUACUAGACUCAGUUUAAAGGUCCAUUGAGUGUGCAAGAUGUCUUGAAAGCAUUCUUCCCCGAAAUUUAAUUGUCAGUCGUUUUUUACGUCACACAAAGAACUGACAAAUGUUUUGCAUAGAUUGUCCUAUGACA
Molecule: messenger RNA, 1439 nt
Organism: Macrobrachium nipponense
Lineage: Eukaryota; Metazoa; Arthropoda; Malacostraca; Decapoda; Palaemonidae
Product: vitelline membrane outer layer protein 1 homolog
Exons: 4
Coding region: 724-1305 (193 amino acids)
Source: RefSeq, a predicted model, not a curated record